This is a messenger RNA of Aspergillus piperis CBS 112811, 1740 nucleotides long. RefSeq names its product GTP-binding protein YchF. Gene Ontology annotation, cellular component: cytoplasm. NCBI's taxonomy places the organism in Eukaryota, Fungi, Ascomycota, Eurotiomycetes, Eurotiales, Aspergillaceae. The transcript has 5 exons. The record is from RefSeq and is a predicted model, not a curated record. The coding region runs from base 1 to 1740 and encodes 579 amino acids. Gene Ontology annotation, molecular function: RNA binding; ATP binding; GTP binding.
AUGCCCCCCAAGAAGGCUGUCGUUCAAGAAAAGGUCCUGCUGGGCCGUCCAGGAAACAACCUGAAGAGUGGUAUCGUUGGUCUCGCCAACGUCGGCAAGUCCACGCUCUUCCAGGCUAUUACCAAGUCGUCUCUUGGUAACCCUGCCAACUUCCCCUAUGCUACCAUUGACCCCGAAGAGGCGCGUGUCAUUGUCCCCGAUGACCGCUUCGACUGGCUGUGCGAGCACUACAAGCCCAAGUCUCAGGUUCCCGCCAACUUGACCGUCUAUGAUAUCGCCGGUCUGACCCGUGGUGCCUCCACCGGUGCCGGUCUCGGUAACGCUUUCUUGUCGCACAUCCGUGCCGUCGAUGCCAUCUUCCAGGUCGUUCGUUGCUUCGAUGAUGCCGAGAUUAUCCACGUCGAGGGUGACGUCGACCCCAUCCGUGAUCUGACCAUCAUCAGCGAGGAGCUGCGUAUCAAGGAUAUCGAGUUCGUCGAGAAGGCUCUCGAGAGCCUUCAGAAGCAGACCAAGCGUGGUGGUCAGACUCUCGAGAUGAAGAAGCUGCGUGAGGAGGAGGCUACCGUUGCCAAGGUGCUCGAGUGGCUCAAGGACGGCAAGGACGUCCGCAAGAACGAGUGGGGUCCCAAGGAGGUUGAAACCAUCAACCCCCUGAUGUUGCUCACUGCCAAGCCGGUUGUCUACCUGGUCAACCUGAGUGAGAAGGACUACAUCCGCCAGAAGAACAAGUACCUGCCCAAGGUGUUCGAGUGGAUCAAGACCAACUCUCCGGGUGACUCUCUGAUCCCCAUCUCCGUCUCGUUCGAGGAGCGUUUGACCCGCUUCGAGAGCGAUGAGGCUGCUCUGGAGGAGUGCAAGAGCCUGAACACCAAGUCGGCCCUGCCCAAGGUGAUUACCACCAUGCGUCAGGUGCUGAACCUGGCCAGUUUCUUCACCACCGGUACCGACGAGGUGCGCCAGUGGACCAUCCGUAAGGGCAUCAAGGCCCCGGCUGCUGCUGGUGUUAUCCACACCGACUUUGAGAAGACCUUUAUCCAGGCCGUUGUGUACAACUACGCGACUCUGCGUGAGUACGGAGACGAAGCUGCCGUCAAGGCCGCUGGUAAGGUGAUGACCAAGGGUAAGGAUUACGUUGUGGAGGAUGGUGAUAUUCUGUUGAUCAAGGCGGGUGCUGCCCGUGCAAUCACUAACAAUGAUAGUAUCCCCCCGAGCAACCGCUCAAAAGUCAAAUCCUCCGUGCAGCGCGGCCUCCGCCAACGGUUCCUCGACACAUACCCAGGAUUCGAACCCUACAUUGAAGAAGUCCUACCGAAGAAGGCCCAACUGGAUGCCGUGAAGCUUCCGGAAAGAUCCACCCUCUACACAUACGAAAACACCCCUCUGUUCUACCAACCGCUCGACGGCCCGCCCAUCCCACACCUGAAACUCAUCCACGCCUAUCCGGACGCCCUGCCCACGAUCCAGAUCGACCGGGGAGCUAUUCGCUUCGUGUUGUCGGGUGCGGCGCUCAUGGCGCCUGGGUUGACGAGUGCUGGGGGCAGAUUGCCCGAUGUGGAGAAUGGGGAGAAGGAGAUAGCUGCUGGGGAGGUUGUUGCUGUGAAGGCCGAGGGGAAGGAGACGGUUUGUCUGGUGGGAGUGUUGAAGGUUGGUACCGAGGAGAUUAAGAAGGUGGGGAAGGGGGUCGUCUUGGAUGAGGGGCAUUAUCUUGGGGAUGGGUUGUGGAGGUAUCAUCUUGAUUAA